ACUUGCAAAACGAAUCGAAACACAGCUAGGAAGAAAGAUAGAAAGAAGGCGAAAGCAACAAAAUCAAACAACGAGCUCGUGUUGUUGAACGUAUUUAACGUUUUUGCUUAAAUUGUGUGUAACACAACUUAAUUUAGCGCAGCACUCGAGCACAAGCAAUCUUGAUGCAAUGAGCGGCAUUAAAACAAGCGAGGAGGCAAAGAUGUCGACAACGACAACGUCGUCAACAAUAACGGCAUCGACAAGUACAGCGGGCGGCGAGGCGGCUGCGGAUACGGUUACAGCAGACGCCGCUGCCUUAGAGGCCGAAGAACGCGCCGAGCUGCAGCAAUUUAUUGGCGAACUGCAGGAGAAGAUCGAAUGCAAACGCCAGCUGCGACAACAAAACUCCAACUUCGAGCUUCCCGGCGACACGUAUUUCGCUCGCCUUGACUCCAGUCUUAAAAAGAAUACGGCUUUUGUGAAGAAACUGAAACUGUUUACUGCCACGCAGCUGGAUACGCUGCUGCGUGAACUCUCUGCCCUCAAUUUGAGCAAAUAUAUUUCGGAAAUAUGCGCUGCUCUCGCCGAGGCCAAACUCAAAAUGACCGAUGUGCCUGCCGUGGUCACGUUGGCCUCUAAACUGCAUUGCACCUACGCCGACUUCGAUGCUCACUUUCUGGAGGCGUGGCAAAAGGCGCUUAAUGUUAAGGCCAGCGAGAAGAUCAGCAAUCCCAGCAAGUUGCGUGUGGACUUGCGCCUCUUUGCUGAGCUCGUCAGCUCCGGUGUCAUCCAAAUGAAACCGGGAUUGGCUCAGCUGGGCAUGGUGUUAGUGCAAUUGAUUGCCCAAGACAAGGAUGAUCACAGCAAUUUCUCUAUUAUAUUAUCGUUCUGUCGACACUGCGGCGAAGAGUAUGCAGGCCUCGUGCCACAGAAGAUGCAACAGUUGGCCAGCAAAUAUGCACUAGAAAUGCCUAAGUCGGAUUUCCUCAGCGCCGACAAGCAGCUCAACUUGCGCACCAUGCUCAAGGGCUACUUCAAGGCGCUGUGCAAGCAUGUGCUUGCCGAGCAGGCGGCGCUGAUGAACAUGACCAAGAACAUUCGACGCACCAUGGAGUGCAAGGGCGAGAUUAGCCAGGAGAAGCGUGAGAAAUGCGAGCUGAUGCAGGCCAGCUUCGAUAAGUUGCUCGCCUCUGCGCAAUCGCUAUCGGAGCUGCUUGGCGAACCGUUGCCAGAGUUGACUAAAGAAUCGGAAUGCUGUAAUCCGGGCACGGUCAUCGACAACAUGCUCGAUAGCGCCGCCUUCGGCACGCUGGAUCCAUGGGGCGAUGAGGAGGCGCGUGCCUUCUACACCGAUUUGCCUGACUUACGGCAAUUUCUGCCCAACUUUUCGGCACCCAAAGUGGAUCUAGAGACGCUUGAGGAACCCAGCGAACUUACCGAGGAGGCCAUCGAUGCCAAUAUCGAUGCAGAUCUCGACAUGGAUGAUCCGCCGUCGGCAGCCAGCGAUACGGCGCUCGACAAGGAUCCCACGGAUGAGCAGUCCAUGUCCUCAGCUACUACCAAUGCGGAGGCAGCCCCGAUAGCACCCGCAUGCUGUUCAUUGCUGCCCAGCGAUAAGAAAAUGAGCAGUGCACUCAUGGAAUUGGGUCGCCAGCAACAACAGCAGCAGCAGGAUCAGCAACCAAACAACCAAACGGCACAGGCACAAUCACAAUCGCAGCAGCUGCGCAAACAAUUCGACGUCUUCCUACAGAACCUUUUCAACUGCGUCAACAAGGAACUUAUCGACUCGGCCGCCAUUGAGUUCCUGCUCAACUACAAUACGAAACAUCAGCGCAAGAAACUCACCCGCAUCAUAUUCAAUGUGCAGCGCACACGCCUCGACAUCUUGCCGUAUCUAUCGCGCUUUGUGGCCAUUGUGCACAUGUGCAACACCGAUGUGGCCGCCGAUCUGCUGGAGCUGCUGCGCAAAGAGUUUAAGUGGCACAUUCGCAAGAAGAAUCAAUUGAACAUCGAGUCAAAACUAAAGAUUGUCCGCUUCAUUGGCGAGCUUGUGAAGUUCGGUUUGUUCCGCAAGUCCGAUGCUUUGGGCUGCCUCAAGAUGCUGUUGCGCGACUUCAUUCAUCAUCACAUCGAGAUGGCGUGCGCCUUUGUCGAGGUGAGCGGCGUCUAUCUCUACAAUUGCCGCGACUCGCGGCUGCUGAUGAAUGUCUUUCUCGAUCAAAUGCUGCGCAUGAAGACCGCCACAGCGAUGGACUCGCGGCAUGCCGCGCAAAUUGAGAGCGUCUACUAUCUGGUGAAGCCGCCCGAGUCUGCGAAGCGGGAGGCAACGCCGCGUCCCACGAUUCACGAGUACAUACGUCACCUGAUCUUCGAGGAGCUGUGCAAGCAAAAUGUCGAGCGUUGCAUUAAAAUGCUACGUCGCAUCAAUUGGCACGAUACCGAGAUCAGUAGCUAUGCCAUCAAAUGUCUGAGUAAAGCAUAUUUACUGCGCUUCCCCCUCAUUCGAUGUCUGGCCGACCUGGUGUCCGGUCUCAGCUCGUAUCAGCCCCGGGCGGUGACCAUUGUGAUUGACAAUGUGUUUGAAGAUAUACGCGCUGGCUUAGAAAUUCAUUCACCAAAAAUGUCCCAGCGCCGAAUUGCAAUGGCCAAAUAUUUGGGCGAGAUGUACAACUACAAACUGGUUGAGUCGACGCACAUACUCAACACACUCUAUUCGAUCAUCUCGCUAGGAGCGAGCAUGGAUCAGAGCAUCAUCUCCCCGUUGGAUCCGCCCGAAAGUCUCUUCCGUCUCAAGUUGGCCUGCAUGCUACUCGACACCUGUGGCCCUUAUUUCACCAGCCAGGUGACUCGCAAAAAAUUGGACUACUUUCUGGUGUUCUUCCAGCACUACUAUUGGUUUAAAAAAUCGCAUCCGGUGUUCAGUCAGUCGGAGAACACUUCGGACCUAUUUCCCAUACUGGUGGAUCAUACCUACCGCGACUGUUUGGCUGGUGUGCGACCCAAGCUAAAGUUGUACAAGAGCUUGGAACAGGCCAAAGAGGCAAUUGAUCAGCUGCAAGAGCAACUGUAUCCACAACUCAAGGCAAAUAACAAUGCGCAGGAUGCCAAUUUGGCAACCAUUAGUGAGAUCAGCGAAAUAGAUGAAUGUGUGACCGACGAUUCAGGCUCGUCAAAUGAUCAGCAGCGUGAGCGUCAAGCAGCUGGUGGCUCUGAAGCGGAUCAAAUAAACGAUUGGACCGAAUAUGAAGCUGAACCAGCGCUGCCUCCGCCACCACCUGAGAAGUCCAAAGAGGAUCUGGAGUUUGAGCAAAUGUACGAAAAAAUGACGAGCGAUUCGUAUCAGGAGCGCCUCAAGGAGCCGCCGCUAAAGGCCACCAACAAGGACAUACCGGUGCCCAUGAUGGCGCGGCGUCAAAAGAAAUCCUACGAUCAAAUCCAGGGCAAUCAAACGCCACAGAUCUCAAAGGCAGCUACCGCUGUCGUUUCCACAGCUGGCACAGCAGCUGCCGAUGCCGAUGACAGUUUACCCGUCUCGUGCAGCGAAUCAACUCCCGUCGAGGGCGGCAAGAGUAGUGGCAGCAGCCAUAGCAACAACAACAGCGGCGCCGUGCCGUUUGUGCUGAUGAUGCGCGGCAAUAAAGGUGGCAAGCAGCAGUUUAAAACAUUUGUGGCGCCCUCCGACUCACAGCUGGCCAUCAAUCUGAAGCUGCAGGAGCAGAAAACGCGUGAGGAGAAGGAAAAGGUCAAGCGGCUGACGCUCAACAUAACUGAACGCAUCGAAAUGGAAGACUAUCAGGAAUCACUGCAACCGCUCCAGCAGCGCAGCUUUACGCAAAGCUAUUACCAGAAGCCCAACAAGCACAAGUUCAAGCAUCAAAAGGGCGCACCCGAUGCGGAUUUAAUAUUCCACUAAAAAACAAACGCAAAUGAGACCUGGUUGCAAACACGUUAAUAAAGCAAACGCGCCGUCCCAGCUCCAGUUCCAGGUGCAGUUAAACGACGAGAACAGCUCAAGAUCUGUCAUGGUAGAUGAUGUGCUGUCUACAAAGGCUAGCUAUAUCUUUGUUAUUGUGUGGAGACGUACUUAACUGACUAGUGUCUUUUCCUAACCUCACAUCACCUCACCUGACCUGACCUCCCUGGCCUCACCUGAUCUUACCACUUUUGCCCUGGUCUCCUCUUGGUUGUUUCCCAUGGCGAUGUGCGCGCAUACGAAUGUGUUGUUGAGCAUAUAAUACGUGUUAUCUCGUUAUCGAUUGAUAUAUAUGUAUAUACAUAGAUUGAUAUAUAUGUGUACAUAGAGCUAUAAAGAUUUUUAGAUUUAUGUAUAUAUCAGCGCUCCCGGACAUGUUUCCAAAACAACAUAUUGAUUGUUUUUUAUUCAAUAAAAACAAAGAAUAAUACAAUGCGAAUCGCGAUUUUCUCAUUCAUUUAUGUUGCUCCUAUCUAAAAAAACGACGUAAAAUUAUAAAACAAAAUCAAAUUUAUUUUGCUUAUAAGAUAGUUUUACUACCCUAGAAUACAGCAAAAAAAAUAUGCGAAAUAAAACUUUUAACCUUAAUUUCGAAUUUAGUGGGAAGACCGUCAAAUGUAAUUAAAUGUCAUAUCAAAACGUUCUACUCGUUUUACUCGAAACACGGUUUUUCAAAUUGGUACGCAGCAUUUGAAAUUUCGACCAUAUUCUUAGGUCGUGAAUACGCAGAAAAUACGGAUCGUACGGAAUUUGUUUUAAAUUGAUUGGGCGAUUUUUAGUUUGCAGAAGACUGGACAAAUUUGUUGUGAAAUUUUGAAAAGUCAAAAUUCAAACGUUCACCAAAAUCAAUAUUUACAAAAAUCCCUAAGACAUUAUGUAAAUGUGCCGAUUUAAAGGUUUUUUGUUUUCCGUCAAUAGGUUCAAAAUCACUUGUUUCCCCUUGUGCUGUGUGCCACGGAGGCCUUUCAACCAAACACGACUCAGUGCGCGGCUCAUACUUUUUACUUUUAAAUAUGUAUAUGUUUCACAACAUACCUAAAUUCCUUCUAUCACAAAAAUGCUUCAAAAACAUGGGUUACAGUGUUUUUACUUCUUAUGCCAUUCGAAUAUUACCAACAAAAAUAUCGAAUUUUUGUAUAUAACAUAAAUUAUUUGAUUAGUACCUGAAGGUACUCUUGGGUAUUAGAGUGUUUAUUGUUGGAUUGUUGUGGAACAGAAGAAUGAAUAAUUCAGUUAUAUUUUUUUUGUUUUUAUUUUUAUUUCACUAAACAUUAGCAUUAAACAAUUUUGUUGUUUUGUAAUUUCCAUGUUAAGUUUCGUUAAAAUUGCUUUUGCAUAUUAAUUUCUAAACAAUUAUUUAGCUUUUUGUUUUUCUUUUGGUAUUAUACAAUGAACUCUAUUUUUGUUAAUCAGUAAUCAGUACAAA
This is a messenger RNA of Drosophila nasuta, 5384 nucleotides long. RefSeq names its product UPF2 regulator of nonsense mediated mRNA decay (gene Upf2). The record is from RefSeq and is a predicted model, not a curated record. Lineage: Eukaryota; Metazoa; Arthropoda; Insecta; Diptera; Drosophilidae. Gene Ontology annotation, cellular component: cytoplasm; exon-exon junction complex. Gene Ontology annotation, molecular function: RNA binding; protein binding. Gene Ontology annotation, biological process: nuclear-transcribed mRNA catabolic process, nonsense-mediated decay.